CAACAGAACCACAUAAAUAAUUAACAGCAUACCCAGACCCAUGAUCUGGUCCCACCGACUUUCUUUGCCAUUGGGAAUCCGGAGGGAAGGAAAGUUUUGAAUUUAUUGAGGAGAGGUGGGGAGAGGGUGGGCCCUCCCUCCCUCCUUCAUUGUCUUUCUUUACUUACACACCACUAUUUGUGAUCUAAUCAAAAAUCCUCCACAUAUAAAAUCCCCUUUAUCUCCUCCCCCAAAUUAAGACUUCACCCUUCCCAUCUCCCCUCCUCCCCAAACACAAAAUGGCAAAAAUGCCCCUCUCACUUCUUCUCCUCCCCACUCUGUUUCUUCCAUUCCUCCUGCAUUUCACUUUCUCUCUCUCCUCUCCCCCCUUCUCUGAUCCUGAAGCCAUUGUUCAAGAAGUCAAUGAGAAGAUCAACAAUGCAAGUGCGAGCAGGAGGAGGAACCUGGGGUUCCUGUCGUGCGGGACGGGGAACCCGAUAGACGACUGCUGGCGGUGCGACCCGAACUGGGAGAAGAACCGCCAGCGGCUGGCGGACUGCGCGAUCGGGUUCGGGAAGCAGGCGAUCGGGGGGAAGGGGGGGAGGACGUACGUGGUGACGGACUCGGGGGACGACGCGGUGUCCCCGAGGCCGGGGACGCUGCGGUACGGGGCGAUACAGGAGGAGCCGCUGUGGAUCGUGUUCGAGCGGGACAUGGUGAUCAGGCUGAGGGAGGAGCUGAUGGUGAACUCGUUCAAGACGAUCGACGGCCGGGGGGCGAGCGUGCACAUCGCGAACGGCCCGUGCAUCACGAUCCAGUACGCGACGAACGUCAUCAUCCACGGCGUGAACAUACACGACUGCAGGCAGGGGGGGAACGCCAACGUGAGGGACUCCCCGGGGCACUAUGGGUGGAGGACGGUUUCAGAUGGGGAUGGGAUCUCCAUCUUUGGGGGGAGCCAUGUCUGGGUUGACCAUUGUUCCCUUUCAAACUGUAGGGAUGGGCUGAUUGAUGCCAUCCAUGGAUCCACAGCCAUUACCAUCUCCAACAAUUACAUGACCCAUCACAACAAGGUCAUGCUCUUGGGCCACAGUGAUUCCUAUACACAAGACAAGAACAUGCAAGUCACCAUUGCUUUCAACCACUUUGGUGAAGGCCUCGUUCAAAGAAUGCCAAGGUGUAGACAUGGGUAUUUCCAUGUGGUGAACAAUGACUAUACACACUGGGAGAUGUAUGCAAUUGGAGGGAGUGCUGACCCCACAAUCAAUAGCCAAGGCAACAGAUUCUUGGCCCCAGAUGACAGAUUCAACAAAGAGGUGACAAAACACGAGGAUGCGCCCGAGAGCGAAUGGAAGAACUGGAACUGGAGAAGCGACGGAGAUUUGAUGAUGAACGGGGCUUUCUUUACGAGUUCGGGCGCCGGGGCAUCGUCCCGCUAUGCCAAGGCAUCAAGCCUGAGCGCCCGGCCUUCUUCACUCAUCACCUCCCUCACCCAAUAUUCUGGUGUACUUUCUUGCAAGAAGGGCCGUAAAUGUUAACUAGCUUGAGGGUCUCUCAGAAUCGGCGGAACAUUUUAGCGGAGACGGGUAGACUAAAAAGUCAAGUGUUACUAUAGAACAAAAUAUUAAGCUUAGAUCAAGAAAGAUAUUGAACCAUAUAUUGGUUACUAUAUGUAUGCUAGGUGUUUUAUUUCUAGUCCUAUAUGUAUGACAAUGUUAAAUGGCUUUUUUUCGGUUCCGUAUGUUUGGGUUCAGGUCGAGAAAUAUUUGUUUCCUAUCAAUGUUCGAAUUCGGGUCGACCCAAUGGAUUUGAGGCGUUUAUUUUUGAAAUAUUUAAAUGUAUAAAUAUUAGCAGCACUUGUGUGUUAUCCCAAAAAUGUACUCCGUAGUCCGUAUUAAAGCUAAGGUAUCAUA
Molecule: messenger RNA, 1892 nt
Organism: Cuscuta campestris
Lineage: Eukaryota; Viridiplantae; Streptophyta; Magnoliopsida; Solanales; Convolvulaceae
Source: the annotation of a GenBank genome assembly